Molecule: messenger RNA, 1173 nt
Organism: Scedosporium apiospermum
Lineage: Eukaryota; Fungi; Ascomycota; Sordariomycetes; Microascales; Microascaceae
Exons: 4
Coding region: 1-1173 (390 amino acids)
Source: RefSeq, a predicted model, not a curated record
AUGGCCAAAAGGCUAUUGCUCAAGGUGCUCUACGACCCUUCCAAAGAGGUCCUUGUGGUCCCAAAUAUCGAUGUUAUCCUAGUCCACGGCCUCGACGGAGACCCAACACGAACAUGGACUCACAAGGCCUCGGGUGUCAUAUGGCCACAGGAACUGCUCCCCCUCAACCUGCCGCAUGCGAGAGUCCUAUCCUUCGGGUACAACGGAGAUACGCAUCGCAACGAUUCGAUUGCCGGCAUUAGGGGCAAUGCUCGAGCGUUGGUAUCCCAGUUGAGAGGCCGCCGGCGCCAUGCGAAACCCGACAGACCAAUAGUGUUUGUAGCACAUUGUCUAGGCGGACUUAUCGUCAAACAGGCUUUGUGCUUUGCCAACGGUGAGAAGGAAUACCAAAACAUCGCCUCAGCGACUCGUACUAUUAUGUUCUUCGGCACGCCUCACUUUGGUUCUGACAAGAAGCAAUGGGAACUCAUUGCCAAAGCAUUCUCCCCACUCGACCGAUCAAUAGGAGGAAACGGGAAGAGCAAUGUUUCACCCCUCGUCAAGGCCAUGAUUCGUGACUCAGAUGACCUCCAGGAGAUCGAAGAAGACUUCCGCGAGAUCGCACCCAAGUACAAGAUCAUCAACUUCUAUGAGACUUGCGUAUGGCCUAAUACCAAGAAGUGUAUCGUUGACGAGACGAGCGCCCGCAUGAUGAUUGACGGCGAGGAGGCCGUCGCCGUCGGCGCUGACCACGUUGGCAUGUGUCAGUUCGAGAACGACGAAGACCCCGCCUUUAUUGAGGUGUGCCAGCGUAUCGAGGAUGCCGUUGGUGCCGAUUCUGAUGCCGACGGCGGACUGAGCGAUGAUGACGCUGAAGUAAGCCAUCAACAAGUCGAAGUAGAAGAAGUGAAUCCUCGGAGCAUGAGGGGCGGGAGUUCUGUUCGGGUCAUGAUGCUUGAAUAUACAGCCCCAACCCCGGACAUGAACGAUGCAAACUUCCUCCUAAUGCGGGAUAAUAAAGGUUCAGAGUACCGACAGGCCGGGGAUGCAGUCCCUGCAUACCGCCGUGUCAGACCCGCUAGGGAUACUACCACCACCAAUAGCAGUGGACGAUCGCCACUGGCAGAGGAGAGCGGGAGUUUCCUUUCGCGGCUGUUCGGGAAGAGCAUGUCAUUCAGCAGUGGCAGGGCCUAG